This is a messenger RNA of Schizosaccharomyces osmophilus, 2577 nucleotides long. RefSeq names its product Ark1/Prk1 family protein kinase Ppk29 (gene ppk29). Gene Ontology annotation, biological process: actin cortical patch assembly; peptidyl-threonine phosphorylation; actin filament organization. Lineage: Eukaryota; Fungi; Ascomycota; Schizosaccharomycetes; Schizosaccharomycetales; Schizosaccharomycetaceae. Gene Ontology annotation, cellular component: cytoplasm. Bases 1 to 2577 code for a protein of 858 amino acids. The record is from RefSeq and is a predicted model, not a curated record. The transcript has 3 exons. Gene Ontology annotation, molecular function: protein serine/threonine kinase activity; ATP binding.
AUGUCUGGUACCGCUGGUUUUCUCUUUAAAGACAAGCUUUUGGUUGGAUCGAAAUAUGUGAUCGGAAAAUACGACAUCACUGUCGAAAAGUACUUGUCAGAAGGUGGCUUUUCCCAUGUGUAUGCUGUGCAAACAUCCUCAAAAACAGACGGGUCUCCUCUUCCAGCAGUUUUAAAACGCAUGUAUGCAGCGGACGAACAUGCGUUAAAUUCUAUUAAAUUGGAAAUUGACACAAUGAAAUUGCUUAUAUCGAAUCCCAACGUUGUUACUUAUUACGACUCUUCUUUUCUUCCUUUAAACGAAGAGAAGAAUGAUUAUGAAGUACUUUUGUUGAUGGAAUAUUGUUCUGGUGGUGGACUUAUUGAUUUCAUGAAUCAGCGUUUGCAGACUCGAUUAUCAGAAGUAGAAGUGUUGAAGAUUAUAUCAGAUGUUACUCAAGGUGUAGCGGCUAUGCAUCGUUUACGGCCUCCAUUGGUCCAUCGAGACUUGAAAGUUGAGAAUAUCCUGCUAACUUCUUCUUUCUCUUCUUUCAAGCUUUGCGAUUUUGGCAGUGUGACCGAGCCCAUGCAUGCCGCAGAAAACUCUACUGAAAUACAUGCAUUGGAAAAGAAUCUCGCUACGUUUACUACCUUUCAAUAUCGAGCCCCCGAAAUGAUUAAUCUUUACGCUGGGCUUGCAAUUGAUGAAAAAAGUGAUAUGUGGGCUUUGGGUGUGCUACUUUAUAAGCUUUGCUAUUACACUACUCCUUUUGAAACCCAAGGACCAAAUGCCAUUCUCAAUGCUACCUAUGCUUUUCCUCCUUUUCCUCGUUAUUCUCAUUCCCUAAAGAAUAUUAUUAUCGCUUUGCUUCAGCCGAACCCUUGUUUACGUCCUAACGUUUUCCAAUUAAUGUAUGAAAUUUGUCGGCUUCGCGGAAAACCAUUGCCAUUUGGUGACUUUUAUGCCGGCAACGAUCCUUCCUUUUAUGAUAUGGGUAAUAGAAAAGUAAUGUCCCUCUCUAGACAAUCCCAAGGAUUGGCCUUCAAUCAACAAAUUCCUCCGUCUGCGCCGAUGCCCACCUCUCAUAUUCAAAGUUCUCGACCUACUGUUGCUCCUAUGACGCCUCCUACUUAUCCAUCUCAUCCUGCGUCAAACCCAUUCUUUGUACAAGCAAAUGUGUCUGGUGCAUCUCAAAAAAUGCGUACUCCCGCUCCUCUUCAACAGAAUAUACCGAUCAAUCGUCCAAUGGACUUGGGGUCUUCAAGGAAUUAUAGUUUCCAUAACCAGCAACCAAUAUCUCAUACUACUCCAGUUGCUGCGGAUUCCGUACCCCUUUCUUAUGUUUCAAGCAAUAGCAAAAAUCCAUUUCCUGUCUCCCACUCCACGACAGGUGCGUCUAGUCACUACACACCGACUGACUAUUCACAGACAGGUUCGAAAUCGGUACCUGAAUCUGCCCAUGGAGAUUUAGAGGAUACCAUUGCUUUACGUUAUCCAGAGCUCAGUGAAUUGGAAGCACAGGUUACGAACCAGACGGAUACGUCUUCCCAAAAAGCGUAUGAACUUUCAAAGCGAGAAGUAGAAAUUGCCAAGUUGGCUGAUGAUGCGUUUGCCAGUUUUUUGAAACCUGCGGAAUCAAAUGAUGAGGAUGUGAAGGUCGAAAAUGAUUUUCCAAAUUAUCAGUCAUCCUCUUCUUUUGCUGCGGAUGGUCAAAAGUCAGAAAAGACUGAUUCACCAGCAGAAUUUCAAGAUCAUUCUCAUCACUUAAAUUCACCUAACGAGUUUCCAAAACUCUUUUCUCACCAUUCUGACUCGGCUACCCAGAAGUCUCCGUUGGGCUUUAGCGACGAAGCAGUAACUGGUCCACAGAGGAUAUCUCGACACAAGAAAUCGUCGUCCCAUGGCUUACCUUACUCUUCAUCUCACUCUAAUUUGAAAACAGAAGGUGAUGACGAGGCUGACGAGGCAUCCUUUUCUUUACGUCGUCGGAAAACAACCGCUGCUAAUCAGAAAUAUGCAAGCCAGCCUUCAACAAACCCUUAUAUCAAUCCCGAAGGAGUAGAAUAUCCUGAGCAAGCAUUUCAAACCAAUGAGCAACCAAUUCCGACCGACUUUUUUGAGGAAGCGAGAAGGAACUCAUCAAAUCCUACUUCAUCAUCAAACCCAAAUAUGCCUGACACUGAAGAAAGGUCCGACAUUCCGUCUUUUGAAACACCUAGAAGGACAAGCAGUGCAAAGAGUGAUUGGAGUUCACGCGAUUUUCAACCGCCGAUGUUCUCGACUAAAAAUCCAUACUUGAAACAACUUUCCCCUGAACAGCAUGGAAACAGCAUGUUACAUAAUGAUCAAGAUAGUUUGUUGGAUCCCAUUGAAUCUGAACAAUUUUCGAUCCAAGACAACGAUGAUUUGAAAAAAAUUUUCGAUGAUGAGCUACAGAAAACCCGUUCAUAUUCAAAUUCGGGACGAGCCAGUGCUAUAAAUGAUGUCUCUCAAACGGCCCCUCCGAAUUAUCUUGAUAAAGAAAUAGAACUUGACAACUUCAGCUCUCUAUCCAGACAGGAUAGCUCUCAUUCCGGCACCUCUCACCAGGAACGGUAA